UCUUCAGUUCUUGUGAGUUGGGGCUUGGGUUUGUUCUUGGUUGGAUUGUUGGUCACUCGGUCAGUCCGGUGCUGCUGCUGCAAGAGCCAAGAACCAGGGCGUACUUGUGUUCUUCACCUUUUACUUUUUCUGACGGAUCGUUACCGUCUUCUUCUGCUGUUACGGCAUUGCUGAUUAGAUUGUGGGGCUGUUCUGUCUCAACUCUCAAGAUUGGUGGUCGAAUGAGUGUCUCUUUACUUGAUUAGAUGCUGAUUUGCCCAACAAGUUUGGAUUUUUUUUUUUCUUUUCUCACUGUUUUGUCAGCUCGAUUCGUGCAGGUAGCUAAGCUUUUCUCGUUUCUUGAGCAAUGGCUGUUGGAAGCAGUUCAGUACUAGUUUCCUAUGGUUGAUUUGUACUGUUAUUUUCCCCCCUUCUGAAUUUGAUCUGGGUAAAGUAGUAGUAAAGUGAGUAGAAUAGUUCCUUUCUCUCUCUCUCUCUAGUUACCAGUUGCUUCCCUUUUGGAUGCUUUUUUAUGUGAUUCUGAAAACAAAAAAGCUUGGAAUCUUUGAUGUGCUCUCAAGCUCUUUGCCCAAAUGAUGGCUGCUAGAGCUUGCAGUGGCAACAUAGCUUUUGCUUUGUUUGCUUCCCCUCACUUCCCGUUACAGUUCUUGUCAGCUUUUUCCCCUUCCUUGAGAGUUGAACAUUUAAGCAAAUUAUUCUUCCUUUCUCAUGCUAGUAUAAUUUGCUGGUCAAAACAUUGUUGGUUCUUUGAUAAUGUUUUUCAGAUGAACACCUCUUAAUGGUUUUUAAAAAAUAUUUCUUAUUUACACCUUUUUUUCUUGGGGUUUUUUUAAAUGUUCAUGUCUAACCAUUAAGCAGCACAAUAUUUGAGUUACGCAGUGGCUUCGUCUUAACCUGCUAUACUUCUUGAUUAUCAUUUCUGCCGGGCUGUAAUGGAAUAGAUGCUUGUUCUGUUGACAGUGUAUUGGGACUUCAGAUUUUGAGUGACAUGAGUGUAUUUACGGUUUUCUAUCUGGCUAUAGUUUGCUAAAUUAUUUUCACAAAACAAAAAAGAGGUGUGUUCGCAAGGGAUGCUCAGUUGGAAUAAUAGCUGGCAUUCAAGUUCAACAGAAAAUAGAACAAUGGAGAGGGAAAUUGUGGCCUCAUAUGAACCCAAGAAGAAUAACGAAAUCAGGAUGUUUGAGAGUUCAGACGAGAUGGCAACAGAUCUGGCUGAGUAUAUUUCACAAGUUUCAGAAAUUUCUAUUAAGGAAAGAGGUUACUUUGCUAUUGCCCUGUCUGGAGGGCCUCUUAUCAGUUUUAUGCGGAAACUUUGUGAAGCACCAUACAACAAAACCCUGGAUUGGUCUAAAUGGUACAUCUUCUGGGCUGAUGAACGUGCGGUGGCUAAGAACCAUGUGGAUAGCUACUAUAAAUCAACAAAAGAAGAUUUUCUCUCCAAGGUGCCUAUUCUUAAUGGUCACGUCUACUCCAUCAAUGACAAUGUGACGGUGGAGGAUGCAGCGACGGACUACGAAUUCGUCAUCCGUCAGCUGGUCAAGAUUCGCACAGUCGGAGUUUCAGAGAGCAACGACUGCCCCAAGUUUGAUCUGAUCCUCCUUAGCAUCGGCUCUGAUGGUCAUGUAGCCUCAUUGUUCCCCAACCAUCCUGCACUUGAGCUCAAGGACGACUGGGUCACCUACAUCACCGACUCUCCGGUGCCGCCACCGGAGAGGAUCACCUUCACCCUUCCCGUGAUAAACUCGGCAUCGAACAUCGCCGUAGUGGCCACCGGAGAAGACAAGGCAAAGGCUGUGUAUUUUGCCAUCUCUGACGGUACAGAGGGUCCUGAUGCUCCAUCAAUUCCUGCAAGAAUGGUUCAGCCAACGGACGGUAAGUUGGUUUGGUUUUUGGACAAGGCGAGUGCCUCGUUUCUUGAGGCCAAGACCAAGAACGAUGGGUAUGAGCAUCCAAAGUAUUAGCGACUUGGCAUUCCCUUUUUGCUGCCUAUGAAGAGUUGAGUUGAUCAUGUAGUAGUUGAUGGUUUUUGAUGGAAGAUGCUUUCCUCCAUUACCUUGGUAGUAAGCAGUUCAGGUGCUCGUUUUGAAGGUACUUGGAUCUGAGAAUAUGAAAAUAUCCGUGUCUUUUUGGAGUUGACCAUGGCGCAUGGGUAAUAGAGAUGUAAUCUGUACUUUAUUUUGAGAACUCACAGAAGUUACUGAGAGUAGCUAAGUUCAAAUAUUGGCCGAAUAUGUUAGCGAUGCUUGGUGUGCACUCUAUUAUAUGUGAGUUUAAGUUGC
This is a messenger RNA of Oryza sativa Japonica Group (Japanese rice), 2279 nucleotides long. The record is from RefSeq and is a predicted model, not a curated record. NCBI's taxonomy places the organism in Eukaryota, Viridiplantae, Streptophyta, Magnoliopsida, Poales, Poaceae.